Molecule: messenger RNA, 690 nt
Organism: Cooperia oncophora
Lineage: Eukaryota; Metazoa; Nematoda; Chromadorea; Rhabditida; Trichostrongylidae
Source: the annotation of a GenBank genome assembly
AUGAGACAAGUAAAAUUAUGCGUUACAGGUUCUGUACCAGUCUACUGCUCUACAUCGUUGCCACUGCACCUCCCAUAUGGCUGCUUGAAACAAAAUUAUGUCAGUGGCGAAGAGAAUACGAGUUGCUUGGCGAAAGUACAAUCGAAAUCAACGGUCCAGAAAAGGAGCUACAGUUGCAACUACUUGAACAACUUCUCCUUGUCGUGCUCAUUAUUGGCCGUUGGCUUUCUGCCAAAAGGAGACAUCAGUCGUGAACAGCUGUCUCAGAUCCUACUUGCCUAUCUUGCAAUUUCAUCAGACAUUGUCGAAUUUUCGUAUGUUUUCAAAGAGAAGCUGUGUAUAACAACAGCAAUGUCCAACAGAUCGUGCUUGCUGCUUGGACGUAUUUCUUUUCAGCUCAGUCUCCUUCAAUUCCCGUUCGUGCUUACUGUCAGCCGAGCAAGAAAGAUGAGGGUUGCUAUCACGAAGACAUAUGAGGAGCUUAUUAUGCCUCACACUAGACCGCCAAAUUUUUGGGAGAUAUUCUAUGACGUUGACAUUUGGGCUAUUAUACUAGCCAACUCUCUCCAGGAUAUUCCCUUUCUACUAGUCCGUUUAUAUUUGAUGUUACAACACAGCCUCGUCACCUACACAAUGAUCUUCUUCACUUGCAAAAAUGCACUUAUUAUUGCACUUCAGACGUACAGGUAA